GUUCUUUAUUUUAUUUCUUUGUUUCUUUCUUUCAGAUGACCGAGAUGAUAAGAUGUUGAUAUUUAGAAAUAACAUCAGUGUGUCACAAUUGAUUCAAGUCUUCAACAGUUCCUUGCUCAUAUUUAAUCUCUACUCUACCGCCGUCAGUACUAAAAGACAUGGCACCGCAGCAUUCUGCCACAGUCAGAUAUAUUCAUGUAUUGUAUCUCAUCCUGCUUCCUUUCUGCGAAGGAUUCUCCAUUGACCAUACACUCAUAGAAGGAAAUGUUGGAGGCAAAAUAGCCGAAACUGUUGUGAUCCUUGUAAAAUCUCAGAAUAUUUUGAUGGAAGAUUAUUCUUUCCUCCGCAGACUGGCGGCUGUCCAAAGUAACGAUGGUAUACCAUUCACUCCUGAUAAAGGUGGCAUCUGGAGGGUUACUACUGACCAACUCGAGACUGUCCAAGAGGCAUGUGGUAAAAGCCUGAUGUCUUACUGCAAUAUCGGUCAAGAAAGAUUCAAUGUGGAAAUGGUAUCAGCCAAUUACACAGAACUGGACAAGCCAUUGUAUUCUGGCUACGCCAUGGCCCUCUACCUAUUGACCCUCGGUGAUAUUAUACCAAUGAAUUUGACCGACCAAGCAGAAUAUUGGAAGAAAUUUAUUGUACCUGAAGGAAAUGUCACCACUUUUAUACAAAAUACUAACAUUCCAGAAGUGCCGGACCAAUGUAGAAAAUCCGAAGACACACCGAGGAAUGAAGUGGAAUCUUACUGUUUAUUCCAGUCACCGUGUACAAGAGAAGCGAUUGCACUCAAAAUAUAUUUCUUUGCUCAUUCAGAUCCGACGAGAUUCAUUCGGUGUACGGAAUGGGGAGCUAGUUUCAUUCAAAUCUGUGUUCCUGGCACCGUAUGGUCUCAAAUGAAUGUUACAUGUUUACACAAGGCAGGAAGUUUUAUCUUCAGACGCAAAAAAGGUGGAGGAACCAAGGACAAGCAUUAUCUCAACAAUGCAUCGCAUAUUUUCUCUGCUUUACUUCCUUGCUUAAUGUUCUGUCUUCUUCAAGCAUUCAUCUUAAAUAAGAGUUUCUUCUAAACAUCCUGCAGCAAUUUGUCUACUUUUAAGGUAUACCUACAUACAAGUGCACCCACUACAAACUUUGUUUCCUCAUAACUUUCUGAAAAAUGCCUGUUUUUUUUUAAUGAAAUUUUCUACAAAAACCUUUCAGAUAGUGUUGAUUCUCAUUAUAAUGGAGUUUAUUGCAGAAAAUGUUUUUGGAGGGGCAGGGAGUGGAGUUUUGGAUAAUUCAUACAAGUCAACUUUGUUUCCUCAUAACUUUCAGAAAAACAGGUAUUUUUUAAUGAGUUUUUUAAGAAAUACCUUUCAGAGAGUGUUGGUUCUCAUUAUAAUGGAAUUUGUCAUGGAAAAUGUUUCUGGAUGGGGUAGGGAGAGGAGUUUUGGAUAAUUCAUACAAGUCAAAUUUGUUUCUUCAUAACUUUCAGAAAAGUAGAUAUCUUUUGAAGAAAUUUUCUACGAAUAGCUUUCAGAUGGUAUAGAUUACAAUUAUACCAGAAAUUAAUGUGAAAGAAGAAAUUAGUGGAUAUGAACAUAUAUAUACUGACACACAUCAUGUAUAUAUUUGCAAAAUGAAACUUGAAGUUUUGAACAAAAUUGUGACGUGUGUCAAUAGAAGGGGUACUGAAAAAUUCCUGCCUUCAAGGGUUUUGUGAAAGGUCUGGUUGGAGGCUGAACUUUCCAAGUUCUUUUACAGGGUUUAGAAAAAC
Molecule: messenger RNA, 1759 nt
Organism: Octopus sinensis (East Asian common octopus)
Lineage: Eukaryota; Metazoa; Mollusca; Cephalopoda; Octopoda; Octopodidae
Exons: 3
Coding region: 159-1070 (303 amino acids)
Molecular function (GO): chitin binding
Source: RefSeq, a predicted model, not a curated record